CCCUCCAGACAAACCCCACCACUGCAAUCUUUGAAAUACUAUAUCCUCUCCUAUAUUCACUGGCCAACGUGUUGCUCCUAAAAUCAAGAUGGAGCUCUUACAGUGUUCAUCCACUUCCACUCAUCCUCAACAAUUUUCUUCCAUCAACCUUCCCAACCGAAUUGUCUCUCUCCCCUCUCCUUUUCUCACUCAAAAUUCCUCCAAAAUUUCUCUGGGAUUUCAUAGAAACUUGUCUUCACUUCGCUUGAGAUGCUACAAAUUACCCAGCAUUACCAUCUCCAACUCUCCGACCCGUUUCUCAAUCCGGGCUUGUGCACAAGCUGGAGCUGCUGGCUCCGAUCCAGUUAUAAGCAAAGUUACUGAAUUCAGAGAUGCAUUUUGGAGAUUCCUAAGGCCACAUACUAUUCGCGGAACAACUCUAGGUUCCUUUGCUUUGGUGGCUAGAGCUCUGAUUGAGAAUCCAACUUUAAUAAGAUGGUCUUUAGUGUUGAAGGCAGUUUCUGGUCUUGUUGCUCUGAUAUGCGGGAAUGGCUAUAUAGUGGGCAUUAAUCAAAUCUACGAUAUUGGUAUUGAUAAGGUAAACAAACCUUAUCUACCUAUAGCAGCAGGGGAUCUUUCAGUUGGAUCUGCAUGGGUGCUAGUGUUGCUUUUUGCUGUCACUGGACUUUCCAUUGUUGCAUCAAACUUUGGUCCUUUCAUAACAUCCUUAUAUUGCCUGGGAUUGUUUCUUGGAACCAUCUAUUCUGUUCCUCCUUUUAGAAUGAAGCGAUUUCCUGUUGUAGCAUUUCUCAUAAUUGCAACGGUUCGUGGAUUUCUUCUUAAUUUUGGUGUAUAUUAUGCCACAAGAGCAGCUUUAGGACUUCCAUUUGAGUGGAGUUAUCCUGUGGUUUUCAUCACAACAUUUGUGACGUUGUUUGCAUUGGUCAUUGCCAUAACAAAAGAUCUCCCAGAUGUGGAAGGUGAUCGGAAGUUUCAGAUAUCAACCCUAGCGACAAAGCUUGGGGUGAAAAAUAUUGCACUGCUUGGUUCUGGGCUUUUGCUAGUUAACUAUAUUGGGUCUAUAGCUGCUGCUAUUUACUUUCCUGAGGCAUUCAGGCGCAGCUUGAUGAUACCUACACACACCAUUUUGGCAAUUGGUCUGAUUUUCCAGACAUGGUUGCUAGACCAAGCUAAUUACUCCAAGGAAGCAAUUACAAGUUUCUACAGAUUUAUUUGGAACCUAUUUUAUGCAGAGUAUAUCAUGUUUCCUCUGAUUUAAAAACUGUACUAGAACUAUGGGGAAACAAGUGAUAGUUUUCCUGAUUUUGUUUAUAUAUCUAUCUAUGUACUUUCUGUAUCUAAUGACAUAACAUGUACCCUUUUUUGGAACCAUGUACUGUACCAAUAUGUCCAACAUUUUAUGUAUAGGAUUGUUGGUUAUCA
This is a messenger RNA of Beta vulgaris subsp. vulgaris (sugar beet), 1422 nucleotides long. Its product is annotated as homogentisate solanesyltransferase, chloroplastic. Gene Ontology annotation, molecular function: prenyltransferase activity. Bases 89 to 1258 code for a protein of 389 amino acids. Gene Ontology annotation, cellular component: membrane. Lineage: Eukaryota; Viridiplantae; Streptophyta; Magnoliopsida; Caryophyllales; Amaranthaceae. The transcript has 10 exons. The record is from RefSeq and is a predicted model, not a curated record.